GCGCCUACCCAGAGGAGGCUGGCCCUUCUCGGCAGCGCGAGCGUCUGCCGCCGUCGCGGCCGCCUCUCGGAGUCUCCUCGGGCUUCAGGUCUCCCUGCCAACCACGAGGAGUCUAGAGAAGAAAAGCGGUGCCUGGGAGCCUAUAACCCACGCCUCUUUCAACGCGAAACUUCGGCAGGGAUGGGCGACAGGAUCUGGCUGCCCUUCCCGGUUCUCCUGCUGGCUGCUGUGCCCGCUGAGCUGCUGCUGGGGGCGGCCGGCUUCACGCCCUCCUUAGACAGCGACUUCACAUUUACGCUUCCGGCCGGCCAGAAGGAGUGUUUCUAUCAGCCCAUGCCCCUGAAGGCCUCGCUGGAGAUCGAGUACCAAGUUUUAGAUGGAGCAGGAUUAGAUAUUGAUUUCCAUCUUGCCUCUCCAGAAGGAAGAACCUUAGUUUUUGAACAAAGAAAAUCAGAUGGAGUUCAUACGGUAGAGACUGAAGUUGGUGACUACAUGUUCUGUUUUGAUAAUACAUUCAGCACCAUUUCUGAGAAGGUGAUCUUCUUUGAAUUAAUUCUGGAUAAUAUGGGAGAACAGGGACAAGAUCAAGAGGACUGGAAGAAAUAUAUUACUGGCACAGAUAUGUUGGAGAUGAAGCUGGAAGACAUCCUGGAUUCCAUCAGCAGUAUCAAGUCCAGACUAAGCAAAAGUGGUCAUAUCCAAACUUUGCUUAGAGCAUUUGAAGCUCGUGAUCGGAACAUACAAGAAAGCAACUUUGAUAGAGUAAACUUUUGGUCUAUGGUUAAUUUAGUGGUCAUGGUGUUAGUUUCAGCUAUUCAAGUAUAUAUGCUGAAAAGUCUAUUUGAAGAUAAGAGGAAAAGUAGAACUUAACUCUCCAAACUAGAGUACUGAAGUUGAGAGACAGAAAAAUGCAAUAAGCUGUUACAGUCAAGAUCAUCAAUAAUCUUUUCCAAAUGUUUUCAGGCAUUAUUGUGUAAAACCAUUGUUAAUUUUAAUGUGAAAGAAAAACCUUCACUUUUGUCUGCGCAAAUACUCUUUCCAGUUGUAUUUAAAUGUGUAACAAAUAUUUUGCAAAGUAUACACACACUGAAUGUAGCCUUACUAAUAACCACACUUUCCUAGAUUCAAAAAUAAUCUACAAGAAUCAUGGGCCUAAAUGCAACACAAACUAUGUUCAAAAAGAUUCUCUUUCCUAGAAGUUUCUUUAUAGUGGUAUUUACAGAUUAAUUGUACAAGUUUUCAAUAUACUGAAUUAGAAAUUAACAGAAUUACCUAACUAUGGAUUUUAUAUAUAUCUUUGGCAAAGACUGUACUUUUCUUUUUUUCACAUGCACCUCUAACAUUAGGAGUUUAGCUAUGAAAAGUAGUGAGAUUUUUAUAAUCAAAUGUUUCAACUUAAAAUACUAGCAAAAAGUAUUAGUUUUAUAUACGUUUAGCCAACAUUCCCAAAUGAUGAUAUUUUGAUAAUUCUUAAUAAUGCAAAGUCAUACUUAUUAAAAUUAGGAAAACGGGUAGAGAUUGCUCAAUCUCUAGUGACAGCAUUCUAAUUCUCAAUUGAAGUGUAAUGUGUUAAAUAUACAGGAAGAUUUUAACAUGAUUUCUGAUUUAGGAUAAUACAUUAUUACCAGGAAUUGUGAAGGAAAUAUUGCUAAUAGAUCUAGGCCUAACAUAAAUAUAGCCUUUUCUGUUAUAAAAAUAAAGAAUUUAGGUCAGCUUGGAAAUAAUCUGAUUAAAAGGAAGUUCACUUAAACUAUACAUACGUGUGUGUAAUCUGUUUGGCUCAUCAUAACUCAAUCCUAAUAUACACCAUGAGGUAACUUCCAGUUAAAGUUGUUGUUUUUACUUUUUACAAUUGUUUUGUUUUGAAUUAUCUUUUAUAUUAUAAGACCUAAUAUAAGGUGAAGCACCAACUAUUACAAUUUUGUGACUUUCUUAAAAUGACCUUUAUCACUUUAUUUACUGGCGUUCAAUUAAAGACUGAAAUCAACCACUGAAUUCCAAGCUAUAAACACUUAACUAGUAUACCCAUUUAUAACUGAUGAGUUAUAAACAAUUAACUCAAAACAUUUGAUUAUAGAAGCUCUCUGUAGGUUAGUUAUUAUUUGUAUUAACUAAGUACUAAUUCAGGGUUUGUUUUCACCUGUAUUUAUACUCAAAAAGGGGGGGAAAAGGGAGAAAAAGAGAUUUCUCCUUCUGCCUAUGGGAGAAUAACAGUAUAAUCAAGACUACUCUGAAAAUUUUAAAAAUGAAAUAAAUGCUGUUCAUAAUCAAGUACCUCAACUGGCCAAAGAAAUGAUUUCCGUGUCUAGGAAUAACCCCUGUAGAACAUACAAAACAAAGGUCAGUAAGAUCACUGCUUAUUCCUCCUACUCCCUUUUCCCCCUUGUGUUAAAGGGAAGCAAACUCAUAGUACUAUAAGUAAUAAGAGUACAGAUACAAACUGCUGCACCUUUUCUAUAAAACUGUGAUUAAGAAUUCUACCUCUUAUGUAUGGUUGGUUAUUUGUACUGUACUCUAAUUCCUAACACUGAAUUUGUUAUAUUUACAUGCAUGAUUUGUGCCACUGAUUUUAAACCUAUGAUGUAGUAACAAUGACCUUAUUUGGAAAAAAGAAUUUAGAAGUACUAAGGACAAUUUUAUUUUUAUAAACACAAAGUAAGAUUAUUUUAAAAGCAGGUGUUACCUGUAUUAACCAAAAAUAGUAAAAUGUUAGUUUUUCUUUAAUCUGUGAUAUUUCUAAAGGCAUGUUUAUCUGUCUUGUUUCUUUACAAAUGUCAGUAUUCAAACUUAAAAUUAUGAUAAAACUCAGCAAAGUCAUUUAAUAGCUCAUUUGGCCUGAUUUUUAGUAACAUAAACUUACAGUGCUGUAAUUUAAGACCUCCAGUUUCACUUUGCUUUGCAUUUGUAUCAUUGAUGUUAUUCAUGUGAAUGUCAAGAUAUGGUGGGUAAUAAGUUGUUAAAAAACACUGAAAUAAAUUACAAAUUUACCUGUUAAUUUUGUUAUUUAUCCUUAAGCAUUGUCAUUGUCGUAAAAUUGACAAAAAUUGAAUACCUAUAAUUUGUAUAACUGUAUGACUACGCAAAUGAAAAUUAUCUGAAACCUUAAAACAAAUUGAUUUAGCAUGUAAUGGUUUUUUAUCUGUAGUAUAAUGUAAAGUGUUGCUCAAACUGCUUUAUACUGUGGACAGCCAUAAUGGAUGAGUAAUGAAUACUGAGCUUAGUGUGUAAUAAAAAUUACAAUCAGAA
Messenger RNA from Condylura cristata (star-nosed mole), 3246 nucleotides. RefSeq names its product transmembrane emp24 protein transport domain containing 5 (gene TMED5). Gene Ontology annotation, cellular component: endoplasmic reticulum; COPII-coated ER to Golgi transport vesicle; endoplasmic reticulum-Golgi intermediate compartment. The transcript is spliced from 4 exons. Gene Ontology annotation, biological process: intracellular protein transport; Golgi organization; endoplasmic reticulum to Golgi vesicle-mediated transport. Lineage: Eukaryota; Metazoa; Chordata; Mammalia; Eulipotyphla; Talpidae. The coding region runs from base 181 to 870 and encodes 229 amino acids. The record is from RefSeq and is a predicted model, not a curated record.